GCUUUUUGGUGCGGGUCUUCGAGCCAAAAGCGCUUGGCUCUGCGUCUGUCAGUGGUUGCUGUGCUGCAUUUUGUGCCUUGUGAGCUCAAAUUGAUCGGUGGUACGAAAUUCGCACGGCUGCUUCCGCCGGGGCGCAUUACAAAGCCAUGAUUUUAAGAUGUGCUCUGGCAACCCUGUGCGCACUGACGGGCGCGAUACGUACUGUUUCGGGCCUCCAAGUACCUGCGAGACCCAAACAGAUCAGAUGCCAGCGCGCCGCGGCACCGGCGCCCGCGCCUCAGGAAAACGAGGGCGACGCCGCGCCGGCGGCGGCACCGCUCGCGCGGAGCGAGGACGCGCCGCCGCCGCCGUCGUCGAAUCCCUUCGACGCCCUGAAGAAGGGCUUCGAGGUCGCCGUGCAGAGCGCCACGAACAAUCCGGACUACAAGUUCGGUGACGCGACGCGCAGCGUCGGCCGGGGCGCGGCCAGCGCGAUCAACGCCGUCACGGGCGAGACGGAGUACAAGUUCGGCGACCUGAGCCGCUGGCUCGACCGCUCGGCCAAGGCUAAAGUUAAUGAGCUCACGGGCGAGGCGGAGUACAAGUUCGGCGACCUCUCGCGGUGGCUCGACAGGAGCGCGAAGGACAAGGUCGCCGAGCUGUCGUCCAAGGACCAGUACGAGUUCGGCGACCUCACGAAGCUCAUCGUGAGCCGGGCCUCGCAGCUGACGAUGAAGGACGCGACGAUGCUCCUGAAGGCCCUGCUCUCGUUUAAUGUUGGAUUGUCCUCGGUCGGCGGGCUCCUACCGAUCAAGUUCCUGGUCGAGGUGCUGAACUAUUCGCUCCUGGUGGACGUGGGGGAACGAUUAGCGGGCAUGGUCGCGGUCGAGAUCGACAAGCGCGUAAAGGAGGCGUUGACGGGGGAUAGUGAGUACAAGCUGGGCGACCUCACGAAGCGCGCGGUGAAGACGUUUACGAGAAAAGAGAAUUAUGAGUUCGGCGACGUCUCGCGAGAAGUUAUGAGGCGCUUCGAGGAGCCGGGCGGCGACGCCGCGACGGCCUUCGGCGACUCCGACGGGUCGACGGCGAUCGACGCCGAGCUCGCGGAGGAGCUCGACCGAUGGGAUGCACGAUUCCUUGCUCGCGACGCGGACACGACGACGGCGUAAUUUUGUUGUGUAGUUCUUA
Messenger RNA from Pelagomonas calceolata, 1167 nucleotides. NCBI's taxonomy places the organism in Eukaryota, Pelagophyceae, Pelagomonadales, Pelagomonadaceae. The record is from the annotation of a GenBank genome assembly.